AUGCCUGCAACCAAGCUGGCUUGGCUUGAUGAUGACACGGGGGACGGCGAGGAGAGGGAUGAUGAGGUGGAGGAGGAGGGAGACGAUGGGGAGGAGGAGGGAGAGGAGGAGGAGGAGGUGGAGGAAGAAGGGGAGGGGGGAGAGAAAGAGGGGCUGCUGGUGCCGGUGCGACCCCCGAGGGAGAUGGUGGAGAGGAAAGAGUGGACGGGCAAGGACUCAGAGCGAUGGCUCAAUGCUGCGCGCAGAGACUUCACCGUCAAUGGGUGCGUGUGCUCUGGGGUCAUGUAUUCAUCUCUUGAUCCUACACUGCCCUGUGCACACUCCCUCUUCCGACCACAUUACCUCCCAUCCCCUCCCCUGCUCACACCCCCUCCGCUGCUCACACUCCCUCCCCUGCUCACACUCCCCCUUUCCUCUGCCCAUGCGCGGGCGGGGCACAUCAGGCUGAUGCUAGAGCCCUUCAGUGGCACGCUCUACGAUUAUGUGGGCGCUCUGCAUGACAUCAAGACCCGCGUGCUCAGAACGAUACAACCAGCUCUGCCCUCCUUCCUAGAUGACCCAGUGCGUGUGCUGAGAGCUAUGCGCAUGGCAGCCAAGGCACGCCUGUCGCUGCAUGAGGACAUUGUUGCUGCACUGGAGUCGCCCCGCCUCCUCUCCUCCCUCGCGCAUGUCAACAAGGAGCGCGUGCAGCAGGAGGUAACGUUGCUGCUGUCAUAUGGAUCCUCUGAGACAGCCGUCCGCUUGCUCUGGUCGCACCGCCUCAUGCCGCUGCUGCUGCCCCUGCACUCGGCUCGUCUGCUAGAUCGCGGCUUCCCAACCUCUCCCUCUGCUGCUGCCACUGCUGACGACCUGCUCUUCGCUAUGUUGCGGCAGCUGGAUCGCCUUACCGCUCCCAACGCUCCCUGCCGUCCUCUCGUCUG
This is a messenger RNA of Closterium sp. NIES-65, 920 nucleotides long. NCBI's taxonomy places the organism in Eukaryota, Viridiplantae, Streptophyta, Zygnematophyceae, Desmidiales, Closteriaceae. The record is from the annotation of a GenBank genome assembly.